Lodderomyces oxycetoniae is the source of this 1014-nucleotide messenger RNA. RefSeq names its product Pex19p (gene PEX19). Gene Ontology annotation, biological process: protein import into peroxisome membrane. Gene Ontology annotation, cellular component: peroxisomal membrane; peroxisome. NCBI's taxonomy places the organism in Eukaryota, Fungi, Ascomycota, Pichiomycetes, Serinales, Debaryomycetaceae. Bases 1 to 1014 code for a protein of 337 amino acids. The transcript has a single exon. The record is from RefSeq and is a predicted model, not a curated record.
AUGUCAGACAAAGCAGACUUACACGAUAAGGAGGCAGUUGCUGUUUCAAGUGAUGAUGUACUUAAGGAGUCAAACGCUUCUACUAAUAAGGAGGAUCAAACCAAGCAGCCAUUAGCAAAUGGUGAGGAUGUCGACGAUUUGGACGAUUUAUUAGACGACUUUGCAGACGACGUGCUAAGUAAGCCUCCUGGGUCUACAGUGGAUGCUUCUCAACAAUCUCACACAGGCAGUAAUGCUGCUGCUGGGGGGAAAGAUUCAGGUUUAGAGAACCUGACAGAUCCUUUGGGCAAAGAUUUCCAAGACUCGAUUGCUGAAUUAAUCCAAGACAUGAAGAUUGAAGAUCCCGAAACUCAAAAGCAGUUUGAGACUUUGGUUAAGCAGUUUGAAUUGAACCAUAGAGAGGAAGCCGAAAGGGAGGCAGCAAAGCCAGCUAAUUUCGAAUAUGUAAUGAAGGAAACAAUGGAAAGAUUACGUAAAUCGGGGGAGGACAUUGAUUCCAAGAUCAAGAAUGAUUCACUUGGCACAAAUCCGGAAGAUAUUUUGACUCAGUUACUAGCAGGAAUGGGGGAUAAUGCUUUAGGAGGAGGAGAUAUGGAUAUGAGCAAGUUAUUAGUGGAUAUGUUGGAACAGUUGAGCUCAAAGGAGGUUUUGUAUGAACCAAUCAAGGACCUUAACCAAAAGUUCCCGCAGUACUUGGAAGAAAACAAGGAGAAAUUGGAAAAACUGAAGCUUGAUAAUUAUAACAAACAGUACGAAAUUACUAUAGACAUUUUAAAGGUUUUUGAAAGUAAUGAUUAUAGUGAUUCAAAUCAACAGCAGCGAGAUCGAGUCAACUCCCUCUUGGAGUCCUUACAGGAAUUAGGACAACCACCAUCAGAAUUGGUCGGCGAGGAAGGCGACUUUUUACCAGGUCUUGGUGCAGGAAAAGGCGCCGCCGAUACAUUUGGGUUCAACGACAAGAACUUGCCUCCUGAUUUGGAAAAAAAUUUACAAGAAAGUUGUCAACAACAAUGA